Messenger RNA from Penicilliopsis zonata CBS 506.65, 3054 nucleotides. RefSeq lists its product as hypothetical. NCBI's taxonomy places the organism in Eukaryota, Fungi, Ascomycota, Eurotiomycetes, Eurotiales, Aspergillaceae. The record is from RefSeq and is a predicted model, not a curated record. The transcript has 3 exons. Bases 1 to 3054 code for a protein of 1017 amino acids.
AUGCCGAUCAAAUUUCCCAAAGGUUUCACCCGGCGGAAAUCGUCUGGGAACGCGCUGGAAGAGGUGGAAAACCCUCCGCAGCCGUCGUUUCGCGUGCUGGAGCGCCCAAGCAGCGAGGGGAGGUUUUUCAAUGAUCCCGGCUCCCUCAAGAAAAUGGCCAACGGCCAUCAUGACGAUGAAGACAAUCUUUUCGCCGGCACUGAGCGAUUUACUUUGAACCGGACCAGCGGUGGGACAGAUCACUCAGCCAUGCACGAGGGCUCCUCGUCCACUCGCUUCAGCUCCUCCUCGACCCUUCCCUCCUCGACCGAUAUGCCCCUACAAGACUCGUCGCCGCAUUCCAGGAACUUCUACGACAUCCCAGUUCCGCCUCUGUCGAGUGCAUUGCGUGCCGCUGGCCGGACCUUUUCCUUCGGAGGGAGACUGUCGAAAACUUCAACGCCGCCGCCGCAUCCUCCACCAUCGGCACGGAACGAAACGCCCAUUACCUCGAGAACCAGGGCUAUGACAAGCAGUACCACCAGUACCGCCACCCCUCCCAGACUGCUGGACGAAGAUAUAGGUCUGGGGAAGAUGGAGGACGAUGGGUUUGGAAAUAUGUUCGACAAUGUCGGUAAACGGGAGAGUAUGGGUCUGCCAUUCCGCUCUUCGAACCGAAAUCCUCAAGAAGCGGCCCGUGUAUCCGCUCCUGCAGAAGCAGAGCUGGCUCUGCGACCAACACCCAUCGCAGUCGAUCGCUCCAGAUUUGUCGAAUCAGCACUCUUUUCGUCGGGAAGUCGCAAUUCCCAGGAUGGAUUGCUCAGCCCCACGGACAGCAACCGAACUGAAUCACCCGCACAGCCUCCAAGAUUGCCUCACUCUCGCUCGAUGCCCGUGGAGGGACGGCGGGCACCUUUGCCGACAUCGAACUCCAUGCCACUGCCAACUACCUCACACCGCUCGCUCGAACGGCCCACGGCGGAUCGAGGUCUGCGACGCAGCGUCGUUUUCGCGGACACUCGCGCUUCGGCGUCUACGGAGGAUGAGGAUGCAAGGUUAGUGAUGCAAUCGCUGUAUAGUAACCGCGCACCGCACCCGUUGGUGUCCGGGGAAUCUGAACAGUCGGGGGCCCGGGAGGAGGACACAUCCCUGUUUGGAUACCGGGAAAGCACCGAUCUCAACUCCGCGAGCACCUGGGCCUCUCCAUCUCAACCCACCCCGCUCCGGCCCACAGACCCGCUCGCUUCCCCCUCGGAGGCCCAGUUGGACGCCGCGAUGAUCGCCGAUCAUGCACGACUCGCACACCGGUUCGAGGAAUCUCAGCCACGAUCAGACUCCCCCGCCAACAAGGUGAUGACCCCGUCACAGUUUGAACACUACCGCCAUCAACAAGAGCUCCGGAGGUCAAACAGUGAUGCCUCCGCCAGCGACGAGUCUUCGGAGAGCGAGUAUGAGGAGGAGGAGGACGAAACGGAGAAGAACCGGGAGGCGGAAAGACAGAGACGCAAGCAGGAAGCCCACCUCUCCAUUUACCGGCAGCAAAUGAUGAAGGUCACCGGCCAACAGCAGCAGUCACCGGCCCCUUCGUUGCGUCCCGAGAUGGACCGCGCGACCAACAGUACCCCAACCCUGACCGCUACUCCCACGAUGAACAACUAUAUGGGCAACAACAACAACAACAACAACAACAACAACAAGUCGGGCAGUGGCAAGAGCGGCAGUGAGGGAGAUGAAGACGAAGAGAUCCCCCUCGGCAUCCUAGCCGCGCACGGUUUCCCGAACCGGAAUCGUCCUCCGACUCGUCUGGCUUCUGCCAGCUCCAACCCGAAUCUGCGCUCAUCGCUCCACCCUUACCUUGGCUCGCCCGGUUCAGCAGCAGCCUCUGGCGAGCUGGACCCGAACAACCGAAACAGUCUGCCAGUCUUCGCGAGGAAUCUGCCCCGUGACCCGUACUUCGGCGCCAGCUUGGUGAAUCCAUCGAAUCGCGAAUCUUUGGCCCUGGGAGGCGGUCUGUCAUCGGUCGCUGGAGGAGGCCCGGCCCCGGCGUUACCCCCAGGAGGCUUGAUCGGCGUGAUCGCCACGGAGGAACGGGCGCGCGCCAUGAGGAGAGGAAGCCCGAACACCCAAACCACCGCCUUUGGACAUCGUGGCGAUCUGCCAGGCAUGGCAUCCGUCCCCAACGGCAUCCCGAGACCAUAUACGAUGAUGAACGUCACGAACGCGCCGCCUGGCUCCCCUGGCCCGCAACAACAACAACAACAACUGGGGAUGUCGCCCGCCGAGCAGGCGCAGAUCCAACUUUCCCAACAGAUGUCCCAUAUGAUGCAGAUGCAGAUGCAAUGGAUGCAGCAGAUGAUGCAGGGGAUUCCCGGCGGUGCCACCCCGCCGCCCAUGCCGCCGCACAUGAUGAUGAUGCCCAACCAUCCUGGCCCCAUGCCGGUCCAUGCCAAUAACGCGAGGCCCGUCUCCAUGAUGGGCAGCGGGGCCGUCCCCUUUGAUCACCAGCCUUCUCCGCCCUUGGCGCCGCCGCUUGGGGGGGGAGACCCGAGGAUGAGUAUGUUCGAUCCCCGAUGGGGAAGCCAGUCGUCCCUCGUCCCACCACCACCACCGGGUGGUGGUGGUGGUCUGCGACCCGGCACGCCUCUGGGACAAGGAUAUGCCCCGUCUAUUGCCCCCUCGGAGCGCAGCAAUAUCGGGCUAUCCUCCCGCUAUCGGCCGGUUUCGACCAUUCAACUCGACGCCACCGCGGCCAAUCGCUCGUCGACCAUGAUUUCCUCCUCCGUCUCCAAGCCGUGGAACGACGAGAACUUCAAACCCAGCAUGUCGAUGACGUCGCUGCCGCGCCCCAGCAUGCCCAAAUCCUCCUCCAUGACCACGGUGACGGUCCGUCCAAUCUCGAGUGAUGGCAAGUCCGCCCUCGGAAUGAAGAACGGCAAUAUGCUUUCUGCCGCUGACGAAGACGACGACGACGAGGGCUGGGCAGAGAUGAUGAAGAAACGAGAAAAGAAGAAGAGCAGCUGGAAGAUGAAGCGAGCCACAUCCAGCCUGGGUGAUUUAUUCAAUGCCGUCCAUUAA